Messenger RNA from Schistocerca gregaria, 469 nucleotides. RefSeq lists its product as uncharacterized. The record is from RefSeq and is a predicted model, not a curated record. NCBI's taxonomy places the organism in Eukaryota, Metazoa, Arthropoda, Insecta, Orthoptera, Acrididae. The coding region runs from base 92 to 469 and encodes 125 amino acids. The transcript has 7 exons.
GUUAGAAAAUAAUAAUACAUUUUUUGGUUAAGUGCUCCAGAUGUGCGCUUUAAAAUAGUUACCAAUGAAUAUUUUGACUCUACGAUAGUAAAUGUGGAAUGAGUCGUUGGAAGUUGCGUUCUUCGAUACGAUGGAGUCAACAGUGGAGGAAGUGAUGCACAUGCUGUCUGGUGAAAUAGACAUCAAAGAGGAGGCAAUAUUGACUGACACCUACUGGCGACCACUUGAAGAAUUUGAACAUAAUGACAUUAAAGAAGACCAUGUUGAAUGGCAAACUCCUGAUGGUUUUGAUGUGUGUGACCCACUACGUGUUCAGAAAGAGGAAUGGGGAAUUUUUGAAGAUCUUGAUGCAUGUGACUCAUUACAGCUUAAGGAGGAGCAGUUGGAGAUUCCAGAAGAUAUCGAUGCCUGUGACUUACUAAAGGUGACGAAAGAGAAGGUGCUUGCAGUGUUAGUUUCCACCUGUUAA